This is a messenger RNA of Lachancea thermotolerans CBS 6340, 4869 nucleotides long. RefSeq names its product Nup188p (gene NUP188). Gene Ontology annotation, biological process: protein import into nucleus; RNA export from nucleus. Gene Ontology annotation, cellular component: nuclear pore inner ring. NCBI's taxonomy places the organism in Eukaryota, Fungi, Ascomycota, Saccharomycetes, Saccharomycetales, Saccharomycetaceae. Bases 1 to 4869 code for a protein of 1622 amino acids. The record is from RefSeq and is a predicted model, not a curated record. The transcript has a single exon. Gene Ontology annotation, molecular function: structural constituent of nuclear pore.
AUGUGCAUAUCGCAUCUGUGCUUCUCUAGCGUUUGCGACUUUAUCAAAUCAUAUAAAGAAUCUUCUCAAGAUUCGCCAGAGGUAUUUGAACUUCUAUCAAAAUUCCUCAAGGAUAACAAACCUUUACUGCUCGAGCCUGCUAAAUUUAAUGAGCUUGGGGCUGAGGUACCCAGCAAGACCACACCGUUGGUAAUAGGAAGUGCCAAAUACAACAUAUCAGUAGAGAAUUGGAAAGAUGCCUCACGCCUAUCAAGAGCCCUCAAUGUUAGCUACGAGCAAAGCCUUCGAAUUGUUGCGCAAUCAGAUGCACGGAGUUGCCUGGAAAAGGACCGCAUGUUUCUGUAUGCUCAAAGAAUUCUACAAGAGCGUAAUGCAAUUGUGGAUGCAGCGUUUCUGAUUCUAAACUGGGAUUGCAAAUAUGUUCCCGCCAAGGAAGAUCUCAUCAGCACCAUAUCAAUCGAAAAGACAACGCUAUGUUCGCACCUUAUCAGUCUUCUUUCUGACGUGGCUGCUAACUUUGGGUCUCUAGAUAAAAACAACAGUAUAUGGUCGCAGCCACUGCAAGAUCUCAAAGACUGCCAGGAUGUCUUUUAUGCUAUUCGCAUUAUGGAACUACUUACGUUGCUGAUUAUGAAUUCGGACACGCCUGUAGGAAUAGUUUCCUCGUGGUGUUCAGUUCUCAAGACAACUAAUUACUUUCAAUGUUUUUCAGAAGUUGCUACUAUGCCUAGAGAGGUCCCUGACAAGCUAGAGGCACUGGCUACCAUCAACACAGUAUUAAUGCUCGGGUUCGAUGUCUCAACCUUUACAAUUAAGGUUGAAUCGCCAUUUUUUAACGACCCAGAGUGCUUCAAAACUGUCAAUAAAACUCUACUAGAUCAGCCCAGCAGUGCCAUAAUACUGUAUUAUUGGUCUUUUGUCCUAUCACUGAAAUCAUAUCUAUUCGAAGAGUACCCUGAGAAGAAUGCGAAGUUCUUGGACAACGUUUUCGGAACCGUCCCAGUCUCUCACUUGAUUUCAUUGAUGGUAAAAAGAUCGGAAGAACUAGAUGUUCUAGCUUCCUUCACAAAGUUUUCAGGUUGCCUUGAACAAGAUAAACUUUGGUCAGUCACUUUGUCAUCGUUAAUGGCGUUGUCACUAAACUUCAUCAACAUUACACCACAGGCAGCAAAAACUGUCAAAGAGUUAUUGACAAAAAACCCACGUUCUUUCGUGGAGAAGUUUCUGACAAAUAAUGAAGUUGAGAAGAAAGUCGCUCUUUUGAGAGCCAAAGUUCCUUUACUUGAGGAGGGUCUUUUGCCACUUAUUCAUUUCUCAACUGUACAUCCAGAUUUCGCAAACUUCGAGUGGAAAGAACUUAAUACGUACACUGAGAAACUAAGGCUUUCUAGCCUGUCGUAUGAUCUAGCUGAUUUGCCCGGUCCAACUUCAGAGAGUUCCGAUAUCAUAGUUUUAAAACAAGAGCUGUUAGUAAAACCUCCACUUGAAUCUCAAAGCAAUGUUAUGAUGCCAAUCCCUAAAGAAACGAGGGGCAAAAUUAUUCCGAUCACCUCAACUGCCGAAGACGCAGUAGUGUUCAUGCACGACUAUAAUGGCUGGUCUCUUCUCGGCAGAAUCCUCCAAAAUAUCUGUGACACAUACACUCAGUCAGAGGAGGAUGAGGCCAAAAGGGAAAAAUCAGAGUUGGCGGUUGCUAUAAUUGACUUAGUUGCUAAUACAAUGGGUGCUGAAACACCAAUUGAAAGAUCCACAGAAAUUCUACAACACUUAUCCGGAUAUGUCGAAGACGACGAUAUCAUCUCCGUCCUAUUCAAACUAUUCGAAUUAGCGCUACACUCUCGAAACCUUCCAAUAAUAAACGCGGGUUUGAAUUUAAUGAUCGAACUUACGCCAAAUUUUUCUCAUUUUGUGUGGACUCACCUUGCAAGAUCUUAUCUGAUUGACCGUAAUGGUAAAGAGGGACUGGCGAUAUCUAUUUUGGGGAACAUAGAAAGAACGUCAGGGGUUUUUCAGUCUAGUAUUCUCUUGAUAAAGCUGGCUAGUUGCUUAGUAUCCGAGUCCCUUACAGCAACUGACAUUUUCCCGGAGCGCAUGAAAAAAGAGAUACUAGGGCACUUGAUGGCACACUUAAUCAACAUAUAUGAAGGGUUUCAAUUUCAAACUUACACAAUGCAAUGGCAGUAUUUGGAAAUUGGCUUACAGCUCACCUCAUUAAUCUCUAAAGUGUUGUUCGCAGUUUAUGGGGUUGAUUUUACUACGUCGCCUAGUAAAAAAGUUACUGGAGUUUUAGCGGACGCCGCCCAGAUCGCAGUUGGCGCCUUUUUGGGCGCAAGUACCUCAGAAAUGAGGGCGGCAAAUUCACUCAUAACAAUUGUUACUUUUGCGAAAAACACGAAUGUCCCCCUUCAUAGAGGUCUGCCAUUCGGUGAGAUGAGGCACUCUCUUAUUGAUCAGAGCUUCGAGCUUGCAAACCUUCUCAUUUCAGUCAGGUCCUUGCUCCAUCUUCCACCAUCUUCGUUGGAGAGAUCAUUUUUUAUUCAUUCCGCAACCUUAGUGGAUAUUUAUGCUUCACAUCUCGGACUGCGCGUUGAAGUGAUAAAACUUUUAACUCAUCUGGUGAGAGCGCCUUUUGAUACUGAUGCGCCAUCCUUGUUGGCAUAUCUCGGAGACGAUCACUCAAAGAUGUUACUCAACUGCAUCGCUUAUGAUUUGAAAGCACCGCUCUUAAAUCAAAAGCUGUCAAAAAGCCUUUACAGCUUUUUCUCUGCCAUCAUGGAAGGAAAGCAAGAUGGCUUGGCCAUUUUAUUUCUAACAGGGAAGCUGAUAACCCUCAAUAAAGGAGAAGAGUUAGAGGCUAAAAACAUGAAUGCCUCAAAUUCGAUUCUAACUAUUCUCAAAAAUAACGCAUUGAAGUUGGACGACCUUCCCGAGGCUGUUAACUCCCACUUGCUAGAUGCCAUCGCUUAUGCAUGUAAUUCGUGGACAGCCGCAAGAACUUCUGAGAACGACGAGGACUUUAUACGCAUACUUGUCAGGCGCCUUGAGUUGUUCCAACCUCAUCCAGUUGACAGUUCAGAUUCCAUUGAAAAAGUAAUAUCGCUAUCAAAUCAGUAUAAAGUCAUUUCAAGGAUUGCUGAGAUCCUCGCUCUCUCACUUUUCACGUCAACUGCCAACAAUGAGAUAAUUAUGAAAGCCCUUAAUAGGCCUGAAUUGGCCUCCACUGUGAAAUCCGUUUUCCAUAUCGAUGGCUACAACACCAAGCUGCAAUCUGGCUUGCAAGAAAAAUUUAGGGCCCGCUGGCCUCAGCUUGAACUUUACAUGUUCACUUCAUCGCCGCUUCUCAAAUCCAACAACUCCUUUCACACAAGUAUCUUUGAUAUUCCCUUGAUGGACCAAUAUUUUGAGCAGGAUGAAAAUUGGAGCGGUGGGGAAGGCUUAGUUGGGUUUCGGUCUGAAGUUAUAGCAGCUUCCGUUAAUCUUCAGUUUGUCACAUAUCAAAUUUCUGCCGCGAAAUCUUGGGGAGCCUUACUGACGUCCUUUAUCAAGAAAACACCCACUCCUCUAUCAGAGACAUAUGUUGAUAUCGCGGAAUACCUGCUUCAAGCUAAUCCUGUUAUUGGCGCCGACCCUUCUAUUUUCAAGGAAGUUUACCUGGCUCGCAUUGAAUUGGCCUUCUACAUUUUGUAUUCAUUUGCGAAAACAAAGAAAAGCGUACCUGAUAGCAAACUAACUAGCCUGCUGUUGGGUGCUACCGAUACGAUAAAGUCAAAAGAGGUGGCUUUCUUGCAAAGCGUGGUAAACCCAGUCAGGUGUUCAUACUAUAGGCCGCUUAUUCGGAGCAUCUUGAUUAUUUUUUCACUGGUCAAAAACAAAACAAUUUUUGUGGAAUCGCUAUCUGAUCACAUUCUAGAAUAUUUUGAAUUGACCUUUGGUAAAGGUGUUAACUUGGUGCUGUCCAGCCUUCUAUCAGAAAUCAACACGUUUGUGUCUCAUGGGAAGAAACCUGUUAUAGUCAAUCUUGCUGACAAGAUCCAAGAUUUAUUUCUGCUACUGUCAACCUUUACCAAAAUCAAAGACCUUCACCCGCCAAGUAGCUUCGAAAUGGUCAUGGCGUCCUCCCUGAACGAGGUAGGCACUAUAAAGACCAUUUUGAACCUAUAUUCGAGUUCGCAUCUGUUGGAUUUUGAAAAAGAGCCGGUUCUUUGUGAUCUUUCUUUAACUUUCAUUACAGAACUUUGUUCGGUUGAAAGUGUCGCAGAAAAGAUGAUCAACAACGGCCUCUUUUCUGUGUUACUGGAGAGUCCAAUUUCCGUUGCCAUUCAGCAAGGAAAAAUAACCCCUCAACACCAGCCACGUCUGCAUACAAUUUGGUCAGACGGCCUCUUAACAAUAGUGCUACAGCUAUUGAGCAAGUUCGGUAAAAGGGUCUUGCCUGAGUGCUGUCUUUUUGUGUCAUAUUUCUCACAACAAAUCAGCAGCGCAAUCGCUAGUUGGUCCGAUCAAUCGUUGGCGGUCUCUACUGCUGUUAUUAAAGAGACUUCUCAGCUGAUAAUGUUACAGCAGCUUUUCAAUGCUCUGGACUAUCAAGAGUAUUUGACCGAUUCGAAUAUGAGGACUAAGGUGGUGGAUAAUACUGAGAUCAUCGAACUAUUCUUUGGCUUAGACACGGAUGCAGAAAAGAGAGAAUUGAGCGCGUCUUUCAGACACUUGCUAACUCACCCAAAGUACUUGAAUUCAAGGAUUGUUCCUACCACAUUGGAGGAGCAUCGGCUGUUAGAGAGCGAGGACACAAGAUCACAAUUUGUGAAGCGUAUCGUGUUAGGCAUUAAAGAUCUUCAAGAAGGACUAUUUGCAGGGGACGCCUGCUGA